AGAUCGCUUCCCACACUACUCUGUGAAGUGAUCGUGGCCGUCGACUGCGGUAGAAUUCUUGUAACGUGUAUAAAGCUUGAAACCCUAGUAAACUUACGUUCUCUUCGGGGUUUUUUUACACAGAGAGGCAUAACUCAGCGUAGCCAGCAGAAACCAUGGCCGUUCCUUUGCUCACCAAGAAAAUAGUGAAGAAGCGUGGCAAAAAAUUCAAGAGGACCCAAAGUGACUGGAAGAUUUCUGUGAAGGAAAACUGGCGUAGGCCAAAGGGUAUUGAUUCACGUGUGAGGAGGAAGUUCAAAGGAUGCGUUCUUAUGCCCAACAUUGGUUAUGGCUCAGAUAAGAAGACACGCCAUUAUCUUCCCAACGGCUUUAAGAAAUUUGUUGUGCACAAUGUCAAAGAGCUUGAAGUUUUACUUAUGCACAACAGGACUUACUGUGCGGAGAUUGCACACAAUGUAUCAACUCACAAAAGAAAGGAUAUUGUUGAGCGUGCAGCACAGCUGGAUGUUGUUGUUACCAACAAAUUAGCGAGGUUGCGCAGCCAGGAGGAUGAGUGAGCAUUGGUACAAUUUUGUUUCAAUAUUCUAUGCUUUAGGCUGUACUUUAAAUGAAGUGGUUUUUCAGAUUCUGCGAGUUUUUUGUCGAACCUGUAUGGGUUACUAUUUCUGUUAGUCACGCAAUGACUUCUAGAUGUUACUAUUUCAGUUAGUUACGCAAUGACUUCUGGAUUAUCAGUUA
Cornus florida is the source of this 738-nucleotide messenger RNA. RefSeq names its product large ribosomal subunit protein eL32z-like. The record is from RefSeq and is a predicted model, not a curated record. The transcript has 4 exons. Gene Ontology annotation, cellular component: cytosolic large ribosomal subunit; ribosome. Bases 156 to 557 code for a protein of 133 amino acids. Gene Ontology annotation, molecular function: structural constituent of ribosome. NCBI's taxonomy places the organism in Eukaryota, Viridiplantae, Streptophyta, Magnoliopsida, Cornales, Cornaceae. Gene Ontology annotation, biological process: translation.